AGAUGCCAACAUAGCAGAGUAGGACUGGAGAUACUGCUAAUUAUCCAACUUCACUCUUCUACUAAAAUAUCAUUGUCACUCUGCUUAACUCUGGAAACAAUUCACUGAAAAAAGUGCCAUGCUAUUCCUGCAAUGCCUCGCGCGGUAGCCCCAGGAACCUCAUUUACGGCUCGUCCAGUCUUGGCAAGCGGGGUUUCUUUGCACCUCCGACUUUCCUCGCCGGCGUGGAGAUCGAGUGGUCCGUUAGGCUCGAUCGACACACGAAGUUUCACCUCGCCGACCAAGCUAAAUAAUGAACGGAUAGAGAUCGACAUUUCUGAGAGGCCUCCCAGCACUUCUCCGCGAUUCGAGGUGUAUUCCCGGUGGCCAAGUGUCUGAAGAGGGAUCAACGGGUACUGAGUCUCGACAGUAGUAACUACGACUUC
Molecule: messenger RNA, 425 nt
Organism: Aspergillus alliaceus
Lineage: Eukaryota; Fungi; Ascomycota; Eurotiomycetes; Eurotiales; Aspergillaceae
Exons: 3
Coding region: 133-378 (81 amino acids)
Source: RefSeq, a predicted model, not a curated record